CGUUGUGCAACCUUUGCAGGUGCUCUCGGUGACAAGAAAGAUGAAAGCGGAUCGUCAGGAGCGCGCGAAAUUGAUCCCGAAGUGGAGGAGGCUCUACGAGAGGCCGAGCAGAAGCGGCAGGAGAAGCACCGAAGGAUGGAGGAGGAACGCGAAGCCAUGCGGCAAGACAUCCGUGAUAAGUAUGGAAUAAAGAAGAAGGAAUUGGAGAUAGACUUUGACGAGUUAAUGAUGACUAACGAAGGUGGUCGUGUGGGCAGGAAACGGAAGACGCCGGCCGAAUUGGCUGCGGAAGCGGAUAGGGCUGUAGCGGACGAGGAUUCUCUCAUCGGUUUGUGCACAACCGAAAAAGUACUAGCCAAGCACUCUCAAAGCCUACCAUUUCGUCUAGGCAUGCUGCCGGAGAAUAUGCGUGGAAUUGCCUCCAAAGUGACUGAAGCGCCUGGCAAGUUGAUAUCCGAGGCCACGGAGAAAUGCAUACUGUCGUAG
Messenger RNA from Hydatigera taeniaeformis, 486 nucleotides. Lineage: Eukaryota; Metazoa; Platyhelminthes; Cestoda; Cyclophyllidea; Taeniidae. The record is from the annotation of a GenBank genome assembly.